This is a messenger RNA of Trichoderma citrinoviride, 636 nucleotides long. RefSeq lists its product as hypothetical. Gene Ontology annotation, cellular component: cytosol; nucleus. Bases 1 to 636 code for a protein of 211 amino acids. The record is from RefSeq and is a predicted model, not a curated record. The transcript has a single exon. Gene Ontology annotation, biological process: protein import into nucleus. Gene Ontology annotation, molecular function: nuclear import signal receptor activity. Lineage: Eukaryota; Fungi; Ascomycota; Sordariomycetes; Hypocreales; Hypocreaceae.
AUGUCAACCCCCCUCUUCGGCAUCGUCCCCGCCGGCCACCCCCUCAUCACAGCCCCGGCCUCCUCCCCCUCCCCCACCUCCUUCCUCUACGCCCUCCCCACGACAAAGCCCUUCUCCCACAUCGUCGUCUUCCUCCUCCCCGGCAUCGCCCUGCCCGCCGACUCCGCCGCCGCAAUCUACCUCACCACCGCCCGCGAGGCCGCCGCCAGCGCGACCCCCAACUUCCGCUUCCUCGGCGCCAUCGGCCCCGGCAAGGAGAGCGCCAUGUUCAAGGUCGCCGGCGCCGACUCAACAACAUCAGAUCCUAGCAGUAGUAGCAGCGACGGCGGCCUCAUGAUUGGCAUCUCCGUCGAGCCCGCCGAAGUCGUCGCCCCGCGCCUGCAAGAGCUCGCCGCCAGCAAAGCAGCGACACAAGGCUCCUCCUCCACCUCCUCCUCCUCUUCAUCAUCAGUCUCCACCGUCGUCCUCGCCCAGCGCAUCAUCCAAAACGCAUUCAACUUCCUCGCCAGCUUCAGCGGAACGGCAGGGCCUGGCGGCGUCGAGGUUGUCCCUCUCCGGGCCUUUGAGGAGUGGUGGCGCAAAUUCGAAUCACGAAUCCGCUCCGAUCCGAGCUUCCUCGAGAAGCAGUCCGACUGA